Messenger RNA from Triticum dicoccoides, 2212 nucleotides. RefSeq names its product protein FLOURY ENDOSPERM 6, chloroplastic-like. The record is from RefSeq and is a predicted model, not a curated record. The coding region runs from base 283 to 1857 and encodes 524 amino acids. Lineage: Eukaryota; Viridiplantae; Streptophyta; Magnoliopsida; Poales; Poaceae. The transcript has 10 exons.
CAGCGGAGCGCGGCGACGGCGACCGGUGGCGACGGCGGCGCAGGGUAGCGUAGCAGUCGACCAGGCCGACAUACCACACGCACGCACACCCGAGGCCAGACUCAGGCACGGCAACGGGUCACGGAGAGCUCGCCGCGGCAGGGACGUGACGUGUGUGGUGGUGGACGGCGCUCGCGUGGCUCAGUUUUUUUUCCCCGUUUCCCCCCCUCCCUCCUCCGCUCUCCAGUCCAGGGAAAGCUCCCGCCCUCGCCGCUCGGGGAGCGGCAGAGAAAUGCGACGGCGAUGCCCCCCUUCCUCCCCUCGCUGCCCCUCCCAGCCCUAACCCUAUCCCUACCCCUGCCCCCCGCCCCCGCCCCUCGCCGCCACCGCGUCUUCGCCGCCGCCGCCGCCGGCCGCGUCUGCGUCUGCGCCGCCUACAGGCCCCCGCCGCGGCAGCCCUACCGCCGCCAGCCCGCCCCCGCCCCGGCCCCGCGCCCGCCCAAUGCGCCCGCGCCGCCGCAGCGCGGCCCGCGGGGCCAGGAGGAGCUCGAGGAGGCGAUCUACGACUUCAUGCGCCGCUCCGACAAGCCCGGCGCCUUCCCCACCCGCGCCGAGCUCCUCGCCGCGGGGCGCGCCGACCUCGCCGCCGCCGUCGAGUCCAGCGGAGGCUGGCUCUCCCUCGGAUGGUCCUGGUCCUCCGACGACGACGCGCGGCGGCCGGCUGCGUCAACGGCCGGCCCCGGCGUGCACCCUGAAUACCCGCCCGAGGCGGGUCCUUCUGGCCGACCGCCAAACUCGGCCGCGGAUUCCGUAAGGGAGCAGCAGGAACCGGCGCCGUCUGGGAGGCAGCCGGAGACGGAGGAGACAGAGGAGGCAGGGUCUGGGGCAGGCCUGGAGGGAAUGCUCGCCAGGCUGCGGAGAGAGAGGGAGCGUGCGCGGCCACCGCCACGCAGCAAGAAUCAAGCGGGAGGGCGAGGUCAAAAUGGCGCUUUAAUGAACCAUAAUGGAGCUCCUAGUCGAAGUCCAACUAAUGGCAUGUACACUCGAAGGAUACCUGUGAAUGGAAAUAUACACCGCUCUCAUUCUCAAAAUGGAAUACCAGAGGACAACAAAUCAAGUAGUUCGGCCAAUGAUGCAUGGCGAACAUGGUCUCUUGACAAGAGUCGGUUUUCUGAUUUUGAAGCCGCUGAGAUCCAUCCUUUGAGCAGAAAACCACCAAAACAUGUUGACCUGAACACUGUGUUGAUAGAAGAUGAUGUUCCUGGACCAUCUAAUGGUGUGGUUAUAAAUGAUUAUCCUAGUGAUCAUGUAGACUCUGAAAGAGAUGAGAUACAUGCACGUUUUCAAAAUUUGGAAUUCGAUCUUGCAGAUUCUCUUAAGACAUUAAGAUCAAGAUUUGAUGGAGUUUCGUCAUAUAUGUCAAAUGGCGAAGAAGCAGAUGUGGUAAAUGGGUUCUCUGAUGAUUGGGAAUUUGAAGAGACAAAAGUAAUGCAUGCCCAGGAAGAAUUACGGACAAUCCGUGCUAAAAUAGCAGUAUUAGAAGGCAAGGUGGCGCUAGAAAUAAUUGAGAAGAACAAAAUAAUUGAAGAAAAGCAAACGAGGCUUGAUGAAGUUGAGAAGGCUUUGAGUGAGCUCCGCACAGUAUCUGUUGUAUGGCCCAAUCCUGCUUCAGAAGUUCUAUUGACCGGUUCUUUUGAUGGGUGGACAAGCCAAAGAAGGAUGGAACAAUCAGAAAGCGGCAUUUUUUCGUAUAACCUGAGGUUGUAUCCCGGUAGAUAUGAGAUUAAAUUUAUUGUUGAUGGUGUUUGGAAGAACGACCCGCUGCGCCCUAGCGUGAACAACCAUGGGAACGAAAACAACCUUAUGAUUGUCACUUGACCUGCAUCCUUGUAGCAACUGUGUAGAUUAUAGAUUGUCAUCAACAAUGAUUGGUGCCAACUGAUUAGAUCUCUUCUUUCUUCCGUGUAGCUUAUCAGUUUUUCCUGCCUGUCGUUUCUUCAUUAUUUCUUAGAGAGCCACACACAACUUCAGGGUGUUGUCUUCGCCCCGCUGAGAUGGGAGAAGAAUGUAGCUGUUGGUGUGUGUGUUCUUUCCUUCCCCCUCUUUCAUCUCCCUGGAGAAGCAUAGUGGGGCACUCGAACGCCCCGGUGGCGGUUGGGGGUAGUUUGCCGUCGGUGUCUCGGGUGUGUGUAACAAUGUACAUAUCCCGUGAUAGCAAAGUUGUCCAUGGUUA